Molecule: messenger RNA, 1269 nt
Organism: Oikopleura dioica
Lineage: Eukaryota; Metazoa; Chordata; Appendicularia; Copelata; Oikopleuridae
Source: the annotation of a GenBank genome assembly
AUGGGCACCGCUGUCGACGAAGUAAUGAAUAAUCGCCCUCACAAGGUUGCCGGGCACGUACUCCAUCCAAAGCGAGCGUUUUCACGGAAUGAGACUCUGGAUCCAGCUGUUACUGUGUCGACUGCAAAACUAUAUAUUGGCUCAAUUGGCGAUCUCAGGGAGUCAGAAAUCAGGCGAUAUUUUGGAAGCUACGGGGUCAUUCAAGAGUUGGAGCUCUUCGCAAACAAGGGAGAAGCUUUCAUCGUUUUCCAAGAUCAUGAUUCAGUCGACAGAAUUGUUUCCGACGAGCACACGGUUGCUGGUCGUCCUGUUGAGACACGAAAAAAUCUAUCUAUAUCCCGAAUCGAGAAAGCAAUAGAGAGGCGCGAACGGCAGCAGCACUGUCGCGCACAGGACUGGAAUCACCGUCAGUAUUAUGGCGGUCAUCAUCCGUAUGCUCGGCCAUACAACGAAGAGAAUGGCGGCUAUCACAACUGGGGAGGAUACGAUAGAGGCUUCGAUCAGGGAAGGUAUGGAGAUGGAGGUUACACAAUGGAAAGAUGUCGUCCUUCCCAGGAGAAAUAUGGAGGUCCUUACAUAAGAGAACAAUUGCCACCAAGAGGAUACGAAGGAUAUGAAGGUGGCUACAACAGACCUCCUCCAGACUGGUACAGUCAUCCAAGAGAUUAUUAUGGCACAUUCCAGCAAAACAGAUAUGGAGGCCAUCCUGUACAUCCUGGUGAUAGUUAUCUUUCACGAAAUUUUCCUUCUCUAUUCCCACCUGCUCCAACUCCUUGGCAUGGAGAAUAUGCGACUCCUACAGGAGGACCUGGAUUCCCUGGUCCCAUGGCUUACACAAACAUUCAAUCUGUGGAACCAGAAAGUACGAAACUAAAAAGAGAGAUUUCAAGUCUAAGGGGACAAGUAGACGAAUGCACGAGAGUAGCAAUAAAUCGCCAGAAGAUUGAUGCGAAUUUCAUCAAAAACUUGAAAAACCAGAUACAGCACGUCAGAGAAGAACAGCAGGGUGAAAAAGAAAAGCUGAACGAAGCACAAGAAACUAUUAAGAAAUCUGGUAUGGCAGACGAACGGAAUGAACUCAACAGAUCUUCAGAGGCGAAAAUUCGAAGGCUUCGCUGUCUCAAAAAUCACGAAAUCGAUAUGAUCACUACUCGAUUCAAAAAAAAGGCUGUCGAACUCCAUUUAUUACGCGGAGAGCUUCAAGAGCUCAAGAUGGAGAAUGACGUUCUCGUUGGUGUUAACAAGACGAAAGAAAGGUUCUUGCAAUAG